Messenger RNA from Saccharomycopsis crataegensis, 510 nucleotides. RefSeq names its product ETC complex I subunit. The record is from RefSeq and is a predicted model, not a curated record. Gene Ontology annotation, biological process: electron transport chain. The transcript has a single exon. Lineage: Eukaryota; Fungi; Ascomycota; Saccharomycetes; Ascoideales; Saccharomycopsidaceae. Bases 1 to 510 code for a protein of 169 amino acids.
AUGUUUCCUUCAGUGUUUAAGAGAUCCACGCUAACCGGUACUGCGGUGCGUCCACUCCAAUUCCAAAGAUUCUAUUCCGUCAAGGACGUGAUCACCAAAGAAGACACUAACGAAGUAUCGCUCACCGAACAACAACAAGAACUCCCAAAGGAAAUCAUAAGCGGUGCUCCAAAAGAAUUAGUCACUGAACGUCAAGUGCGUAUUUACCAAGAGGCGAAGUCUGCCAUGCAAUCUGCUCACAAUAACGGGAAGUUCUGGAGAAUUGAUUGGGAUGUCUUGGGCAAAGGUAACCGCUGGGAAAAUGAUCUUAUGGGUUACCAAGGAAGUUCUGAUUACAUGCAAGCUUGGGCUGUCAAGUUCGAUACUUUGGAAUCUGCUAUUAGAUUCGCUAAGGGCCAAGGUUGGACCUACUACGUUCAAGAACCAAAGCACAGACAUAUCAGAAAGAAGGAGUACUCCGACAACUUCUUCUAUUCUAAGGGUCCUUUGAAGCACAUCAGAACAAAGUAG